Messenger RNA from Vigna angularis (adzuki bean), 3714 nucleotides. RefSeq names its product disease resistance protein RPM1. Gene Ontology annotation, biological process: defense response to other organism. Gene Ontology annotation, molecular function: ADP binding. The record is from RefSeq and is a predicted model, not a curated record. The transcript has 4 exons. The coding region runs from base 123 to 2837 and encodes 904 amino acids. Lineage: Eukaryota; Viridiplantae; Streptophyta; Magnoliopsida; Fabales; Fabaceae.
UGUUUUGGUCCACACAAGGUUUUUGGUAUAAUGCUAAAUCAUCGUGAAAACCAUUAACAGAACUUACGGUAAGGUACAAUCUUUUAUACAACACAUCACACAUAGAGAAAAUUAGAAGAGUAAUGGCUGAAAGUGCAGUGACCCUUCUGGCCGUUCUAGCUGAAAAAUUGUUGACGUUACUGAAGGAAGAAGGAAAAACAUUAAGCGGGGUUCACAAAGAUGUUGAACGAAUCAAGAAUCUGGUAAAAAAUAUCAAGCCUUUCAUGAAGAAUGCAGAGGAGAAGGUACUGAUUGAAGAGAGCGUGAAAAAUUGGAUGAAUGGGUUGAGGGAAGUGAUGUUUCGCAUGGAGGAUGUGGUUGAUCUGUAUUUGUUCAAAGUGGCAAAACGUGAUGGAGUUCGUUAUGGAAUGAGAAAGAAGAUCAAAAGUAUAAAACAUCGUCAUCGUAUAUCAUCUGAGAUUAAAGAUAUCAGACAAACCCUAGAUGAUCUCUUCAGUAUCAGAACAAGACUACAACUCCUAUCCUCUCAUGGAGACACUCUUCCCAAUACAAUUCCAAGGGCUCAUUUUGUGAAGGAAUCUCAACUUGUUGGUAUUGAACAUAACAUGCAAAAAUUCAGAGAUUGGCUGGCAAAAGCUAGUAGUCCACUGUUGGUGGUGGUAGGCCCAGCGGGAAUAGGUAAAACUUCAAUAGUGAAGAAUGUGUAUAACAAGCAAACAAAAUUGAACCAGCCGAAGAAAAAGAAGGAUUUCGACUUUUGUGUAUGGAUAACCAUGACUCAAGCUGAUUCUUGGUACCCAAUAAUGCAAAUUAAAGAAGAAAUACUUAUGGCAGAUCCUCGUGGAUCAUCUUCAUUGAGGAGUGCAACAAGGGAGAAUCUUACAGAAAAAUUGGGAGAAUACUUCAUAGAUAAGAGAUGCCUCAUCGUGUUAGAUGAUGUGAAGGAACUAAAAGUUUGGGACGUUAUCCAAUUUGCCAUACCUCAACAUCGGGUUAUUAUCACUACACAACGUGAUGAUUUUCCAAAUAAUAUUGGAAGUGAUGAUACAUCUGUUGAAAAAAUCAAGUUAGAACCUUUGUCUUUAGAAGAUGCUUUGAAGCUCUUUCACCAGAAGGUUAAGCAUGUGCAAUUCCCUGAGUUAAGUCAAUUGUCCAAAGAAUUCAUGGAAAAAUGCAAUGGGGUGCCUCUAGCCAUUGUGGCCAUUUCUAGUCUCCUUUCCACUAUGAAAUCUGCCAUUGAAUGGCGAAGGGUACGUGAUGAUCUUGGUUCAUUAUUGCGAAGUCACCAUCAUCUUGAAACGGUCCGACAUGUAUUGUUGCAAAGUUACCAAGAACUUCCUUAUCGCCUCAAACAAUGCUUCUUAUACUUUGGCCAUUUCCCUCAAGGCUAUUCCAUUAGUCGCAAGAGGCUUAUUCGCUUGUGGAUAGCAGAGGAUUUUGUAGAAGGAGAUACCCAGAACAAAUCAAUGGAGGAACUUGGAGGUGAAUACCUGGCUGAACUAAUCUGUAGAGGCUUGGUUCAUGCUUCACGAGUUGAUUUUGAUGGAAUACCUAGAAGCUGUCAUGUGUAUAACCUCAUGCAUGAGAUCAUAUCUAGUAUUUGUAAAGACCAAAUGUUUUGUCAUGUAAUGGAAGAUGUAAGCACACCAGUGAACUCCAACAUGGAUUUCAUUCAUAGGCGUUUAUCAAUUAUAAAGAAGACUGAUUCUGCUACUAUGGAAAGAGACCAAAAGUGGGGAAAAGUUAGGUCUUGUUUUGUUUUCGAUGAUGCUAAGAAGUGGCAGGUGAACAACCAUUUUUUCUCUAGUUUUGAGUUUCUGAUUCGAUUAGACUUGUCUGAUGCAUGUCUAUCUGUCGAUGUUCUUCCUGAACAAGUUGGUAAUCUAUUAAACUUGAAAUACUUGAGCCUAAGGAACACCAACAUCAUGUCACUUCCAGAGUCCAUUGGAAACCUAGUGAAUCUGCAGACUCUAGACCUAAAACAAACUAAAUUGCAUGAAGUGAAGAUCGAUAAGCUUGUCAAAUUACGCCAUCUCCUAGCUUACUAUGUCAGUGAUCAAAGUUCAGAAUUCUACUGUUUAGAAGGACUAAGGUUAAGUGAAGGAGUUCAAAAUCUAGAAUCAUUGCAGAAUCUAUCAUAUUUAGAUGUAACUGGUGGUAGAAUAAUAAAGGGACUGCAAAAACUAACGAAGUUAAGGAAGCUGGGAAUUAUAAAGCUAGAAACAACACAUGGUGAAGCACUGUGCAAUUCUAUAGAGCACAUGAUCAAUCUAUGUUCUCUAAGCAUUGGGGCUUUAGGAAAACAAGACAUGCUAAAGUUACAAUCUUUAAAUCCUCCAUUGUCCCUUAAACGCCUUUACCUAUAUGGGCGUUUAGGAGAACUUCCUACUUGGAUAUCAACUGUUCCAAACCUUAUCAGAUUGUACUUGAAGUGGUCUGAUCUAAAGCAAGAUCCAUUACAUUACCUUAAGGACCUGCCACAAUUGUUGUACCUUGAGUUAUAUGAUGCAUAUAAAGGUGAACGGUUGGAUUUCGGUAAUGGAUGGUUGAAACUGAAGGUUUUGUACUUAGGAUUGUUGCCAAACUUGAAGACCAUAGAGAUUGGUAAGGGAAAAGUUCCUUGUCUUGAAAUAUUGAAGAUAGGGAGAUGCCAUCAAAUGAUAAGGCUCCCCAAAGAUAUACAAAACUUGAAGCAUCUUGAAAAGCUUUAUCUUUAUGAUAUGCAUGAACAGUUUAUAAAAAGAUUAUGUGAUGAGCGAAGUGAAGACUAUUGGAUUAUUAACAAAAUACCGCUCGUGGAAUACUCCAACAACGACCAUUUUGCCUCUUUUUCAUGAUAUUCAUUCUUGAAGAUAUAUCCACAGGGAUAUUAAACCAAGUUGUUAUGUUUUUCUGAAGAACUCAAAGGCUUGUGUUUAGGAUAUUAUUUUCUUGGCCUUCAAUGUUCCGCGGGCAAGAACAAUUACAUGAUCUUUCUAUUUAGAGAAAAUGGUAAGUUCACAUCAUAAUUGAUUUAUAUUUCAUGGUAAGGUGAUAAAAUCGUGUGGCUGGGUUCAUUUUAUGAGUGACAACUAAGACUAAGUUCACCAUCAAACCAAUAAAAUCAUAAAGACUCUUCUUUUGGCUUAGAUUGUAAUAAAGUCACUUUGUAUUCAUUACUUAAUUUAACAAGGGGAUAAACAUCUUUGGUUUAAACAAUUGUCUUCAUUUGUAACUAUUCUUCCUUGUUUGUAAGGUCAGGUAACAAAGGACUAUUCAUUGAUCUAAUAAGGAGAAGGAGUAAAUGGUAUGAAUUUAAGGACAAAUUCUUUAAAAAAGGGAUGAUAUGAUAGAUGACUAUCUCAUUGGAAUUCAAAGGAUAUGAAGACAUGAAGAUCAUGACUUGGAACACAAUUAUAGAAUAAGUUUUAAGCAUUUAAAGCGUAUGUAAUUUAUUUUAAUUUUGAAAGUUCGCUACGUGAAUCGCAUAUAUAGUUGGGCGAGAAUGUCGAGUAGUCACUAGACAAGAAAGGUGUUUUGUUGGCGAACAAUUUGUUUCUGUUUUUAAAUUUUCAAGUUAUUUUUGGGUCUGAUGUCUUUGGUCUUUUUUUUAUUAAUUUUUAGGUGACUUAAACAUUUUUGCCCAUAUGUAGGAGCACCAAAUACAUAUGUAGAUACAUUUGAUGAUCAUUAUAUGAAAAUUGAUUUUUCAUUAAGAGAGAAUUUUAUUGGUUC